CAUAGCUCUGAACACAGAGGGGAAAGAGAGAGAGGGUGAAAGAGAGAGGUGGAGAAAAACAGCUAGAGAACGACCCCAUUUUAAGGAAAAAAAUCAACAAGGCUCUGUCACAUGCAUGAGGGUGACAGUACCACAGCUGCAACAAUAUAUCAUCCAUAUAUAUCAAGAGAGGAGAGAGAGAACAAGAAAAAGCAAUAGACAGAGACUUCUGGGCAGCUAUAAAAAUAAUUUUGCUUCAAACCUUUGCUGUUACCCUUACUCUUCCUGCAGGUAAAUCAGGAAACAGAGAAAGAGAGAGAAAGAAAGGACUGAGUGUAGUAGAAACUGCUGUGAGUAGCUUAUACAUUAAUGAAACUGGCAGAAAAAGAAUAUAAAAAGAGAAAGAAAUAAGGAAAGAAGAGAGACUAGAGAGAUAGGGGAAAGAAAACUAUAAAAGCAAGACCUGCUGCCAGCUGCCGUCACAGAGACACACACACACAGAAUUGUGGUUGACUGCUGCUGUCAGGCUGUGGCACACUUCAAGUAACGUUACCUAAGAAGAUGGCAGCUUUUCCACUACUGAUGCAUCUGUGGUCAAGAGGGCCACGCAGGCGGAUUCCUAAAUUUUGGCCCACUCAGCAGGAUGCGGUUGAUCAAGAUCUGAAUGGAACCCAGUUCCCACAGUCGCCAUACAACGGCAUGAGUGACAUUCUGACUGGGGAACGGACGCUCAGCGCCGUCCUAAGCGAGCACCCGGGGGAACUUGUACGGACUGGCAGUCCAAACUUCGUCUGCUCAGUCCUUCCGUCACACUGGCGAUCCAACAAGACUCUGCCAGUGGCCUUCAAGGUUGUGGCUUUGGGAGAAAUCAAAGACGGGACCAAAGUGACUAUUGCGGCUGGUAAUGAUGAGAAUUAUUCGUCGGAGUUGAGGAAUGCUGUUGCUUACAUGAAAAACCAAGUCGCCAAAUUUAAUGAUCUCAGAUUUGUGGGAAGAAGCGGUAGAGGCAAGAGCUUUAACCUGACCAUAACAGUAAGCUCCAACCCCCCACAAAUUGCUACCUACCAGAAGGCGAUCAAAGUCACAGUUGAUGGUCCAAGAGAGCCAAGAAGCAAGACAAAAUUACGCACAGAUGACCGUCGCAUUCACCAGCAUCACCACCACCAUGGUCUGCGUCCUCCACCCCCCCUGAAUCCACCAAUGGAGAGAAUUCUUACAGACCCUCUCUCAGAUCAUGCAUUCUCCUCACAUCUAGCGGAGUUGGACCAGCUGAGGCGCAGCACGCAUUCUGUAGACAGUGGACUAGGCCGACUUAGCGAUGAUAUAAACUUACAAAACCAAGUUACACACAGUCAGUGGGGUAAUGGAUACCAGACCCCUUCCUAUUCCAGAAUACCCCCAGGCCAGGGAGGCCAAGUCCCCCACUCUCUCCCUGCCCCGGACACAGUCAUGGGCUCACAAGGUCUGCCAACAGACACCCCAAUUUCAGAAUCUCGAUUUCCCAUGUUACCAGUUAGUGGCAUUGACAAUAUGCCUCCUCGCCAUGAAAACCAGACAGCUAUGGACCAUCAACCUACACUCACAUUACUGGACAGCAAUAGAGAUAACAGACAGAGUGGUGGAUCCCUGCCCCCAAACAGCAGUAUGAACCCAAGACAUGCUCUAGAUUCAGUAAUAUUGCCCAAGUAUCCAGAGCUUCGCCUACCAGAACCACGUUUUCCAGAGUCCUCAAGAUCCAUGUACGCAGCGGGAGGUGAUACUGGCAGUAUAUCAAAUUAUCGCAAACCACCCACAUCAUCGAAUAUGUCCAUAUUGGAGGAAAGUCGCACAAUAACAACUUUGCAUUUGCCGCAAGUUUCACACAGUAACUAUCCCAUAAUAUCUCCUGGAUUACUGGGCUCCAGCAGCCCUCCUAGUCACUCCUUUCUGAGCUCACCACCGCCAUCAGUGUUGCCAUCUUCCUUCUUGUAUCCACAUCUGUACACAUCGCAGGCGUCACAGUAUCAGUCCAACUUGCUCAGUUUAGCAGGCGGUGAUCUUCGUUCAUAUGAUCUGCUAGGUCAGAGAAGUGAUGCCCAGCUUGACCAAGGGUUGAGAUCGGGACUAGCAUCGCUGCCAUCAACGACCAUGGCACCAUUAGAAGGAAAGGGUGCUCAGCCAUUGCAGCCAUUGCCACCUGAUCAUAACCACCCAGAUGGAGACCCUAGCUCAGUAUGGCGUCCAUACUGACUAUAUGGACUGGAUGGAACUGAUGAACGAUUUUGGUAAAAUUAGGGACACUAUAUGUGCUCAUUUGUAAGCCAUGUGACUGUCAGUAGGCAGCUUGUACUGGAAGCUUGGCUGCCUCAUAAGGCAGAGACACUUUAGGGCAGACAGCACUAUGAGGAUAGUGACAUAGAAAACCCUAGCAGAAUUUAUAUACAUGGGGUUUAUACAUAAUAUUUGAUUUGAACCAGUAUUGUAUACAAGAGAAAGACAGAAAGAGAGUGAGAGAGAGAGAGAGAGAAAGGAGGGUGUAAAGCACUGCAUUUACAAGUAUGAAUCUUUAUUAUCAUUAUUAUUCACUCUGACUUGUCACUGGUGUUACUGUGGUGCCGUACCCAGUGUGUUUGUGCUUUAUUUAUUGAACUCAAGUGUGCACACAGGACCAUUUCUCAUGUCUCUGAAAACUAAAGCCAUUUACCAAAGUAUAGUGCCUUGUGUCGUGAAAAUAUUUCUCUUUGCAGUGUACCCGUUCAUGAUCUCAUGUUUUCUAUGUUUGCUUUGUUUAUGUGUAUGACCUUUAAGUUAAUGAUUAAGGAUGUAAAAGGAUGUUUGUAUGUAGACACAUAUGAGGAUAAACUCGAAUACUCUCUUUACUUUUGAGACUAGUCAUUACCUUGGCAGUGAGCCAGAUUUGGUUGAAACUGAAAACAUGUAUAUUAGUGGAGGGUUAUUUAAUGCAUGAAAUACAGAAGGAUUUACUUUAACAAUGUGGAUUUUUUUUCAUUUUCUCUUUAUUUGUAUUAUAAAUAUAGUAAGUAUCAUGUGCAGGUGAAACUGGGUGUUGUGAUGGAAAUUUAAACUUACAUUCAUGUAACAGCACAAUCUGUUGUUUUGUAAGUAUAAUGUCAACACAUACAACUAUUUAGACUUUGAGUGGCAGACAUUUUCAACUUUCCAUCUAAUAUAUAUACAUAUAUAUAUAUAUAUAUAUAUACAUGUGUGUGUAUACCACAUACUUAAGUCACUGUUUCUGAAUGAGGAUCAACAUGACAAUGCAAAACAUAUACAAACAUCUUCACUUUUGGUGGAGUCAUUCCAGAGCUCAGUCUUUAGUAAUGCAUGUAUUAUCCUUUUACCCAUUAAGGAUGUAGAAACAGAUGUCUUAAUAUUUGCUUCAGUAUAUCUGAGUAGUCGCUUUCCGACAGAAAUCAAAAGUAAAAUGUAUGAGGAGACAGAGAAAAAGUGGUUUUGGCUGUUCUCGCUAAAGUGAUGUCAAUUUGUGAAGAAUGUUUUUUAUAUAUAUAUAAGGGGUUUGUUUGUUCUCAAAGAACAGAAGAGAUUUUUAAUGUAUAAGAUUUUGAUAGAAGUUAAGAAAAGAAAAGCACAGGAGGGGGCUAUAAUGGUGCUGGAAUUACUUCAUUCCUUCUCUGUGUUGUGCAACGUCUUAACAGGGUUCCCACUUUUGGUACAUUUUGUGAAUUUUUUUUUAAAGAAAUAUUUACGUGUCAAUAAAUGGUGAAAUUGUA
Molecule: messenger RNA, 3710 nt
Organism: Lingula anatina
Lineage: Eukaryota; Metazoa; Brachiopoda; Lingulata; Lingulida; Lingulidae
Biological process (GO): regulation of DNA-templated transcription
Cellular component (GO): nucleus
Molecular function (GO): ATP binding; RNA polymerase II cis-regulatory region sequence-specific DNA binding; DNA-binding transcription factor activity, RNA polymerase II-specific
Source: RefSeq, a predicted model, not a curated record